This is a messenger RNA of Sebastes umbrosus (honeycomb rockfish), 2789 nucleotides long. RefSeq names its product ataxin 7-like 2a (gene atxn7l2a). The record is from RefSeq and is a predicted model, not a curated record. Bases 66 to 2468 code for a protein of 800 amino acids. Lineage: Eukaryota; Metazoa; Chordata; Actinopteri; Perciformes; Sebastidae. The transcript has 10 exons.
GCACGCAGGAAGUUCCUCUCCUGUCGAGAGCGCGAGCUAUGACGUAAGCUGCUUGCCGCGCAGUGAUGAUGGCGGCGCGUGAACGCGCAGUAAAAGUAAUGGCUGCUGUGGAUCGGCGGGUGCCUAGCCUCGAGGAUUUCGUGGGUCAGAGCUGGACCGCCUGGGCCGACUGGGCCGGUGUGACAGCGGCGGAGGGGCCCGACGUGGACGACUGCAGCAAGAAUGGCAAAAAGGCUGCAGAGGCCAUGUCACUCAGUAAGGAGGACAUGUCCAUCUUUGGCCUCUACCCCGGCCACGAUGACUUCUACCUGGUGGUGUGCAGCCACUGCGGCCAAGUAGUGAAGCCGCAGGCGUUCGAAAAGCACUGCGAGCGACGACACGGCCCCCUGUCCAAGCUGUACGCCCGACUGCGCUCUCCCACCCCCGCACCCCAGCCACAGCAGAGGCCUCACCACGGCCAUUCUCCUUCCCAUGGGACCAAUGCUGCUUCCGCCUCAUCCUGGGAUGGUCGUGGCCAGGGGGUCGGGCAGCCACGGGCAGCCCCACCUUCGCCUUCCACUCCACCUCAAUACAGACACUCCAAGAACUCCAAGGAUGGAGUACGACAUUCCCCGCUGGAGAAGUCCUCCCACAGCAGUCACACAGAGUCAUCGGUAUUCAAGCAGCCGCCACCUCUGGAGCCCUCGAUGAGCUCUCCACCUCCGUCACUCAGAGAUCCGCCCUGGCCGCAUGGAGGCACCCCGCCUGGCAGGCCCUCGCCCAGUGACCGGCCCCCCACCCCGAGCCAGAGGAAGGACUCCCCUCUGUCCUCUCCAUUGCCGAGCCACCGCGUCCCCAGACCCUACAACAAAGUGGCCUCCACUGAGAUGCUCUGUGUUUCCUCAGAGAGGGAGUGUGACUUGGACAAACACUGCGGCGUCCUCGACCCCGACAGGAAGAAGGUCUGCACUCGCCUCCUGACAUGCAAUAUCCACUCGAUCCACCAGCGAAGGAAAGUGAUGGGCCGCACCAAGAACUUUGACCAGCUAGUGGCGGAACUGAAGACCAAGGUUCGUGAGAAAGGGGUCCAAUCCCUGGAUGGAGGCUCCUCUACCGGCCGAUCCCCCAGCCCGGAGGCCCCCAGGGAGCAGGCUGGGGCUCCACACUGCAGGAGACCUCUGGCCAGUCUCCCUGCUUUCAGUCGGUCUACUGCCAUGUCGGAGAGCAACUCAGAGGAGGAGAAGCAGCGGCAGGAUGAGGGGAGUCUCCGAGCUCCCUCGCCUCUGGUACACGGACGAAUCUCCAGCGAUGAAAGUGAAGCAGAGGCACCCGAGGAGCCCCCGGAGUUCCCAUCUUCUGUUGCACAUCCCAGACCACUAGCGGUAUGUUCAUUUGGCAGCCAUGCACUGGGUCACGGCAUCUUCACGUUUGACAGGAGACUUCAUCACCUGCGGUCGGCUCUCAGCAGCAUGCUGGAGCAGCACAUCAGCACCCAUCUUUGGAAGAAAAUACCUCAAGCCACAGACCUUCAAUCUCCACCUUCCUCAACCAAGACCAUCUCUUCCUUGUCUCCCUCGUCCGUAGCCACCACUUCCUCCUCUUCAUUACAUUCUAAGGUCCGCACAGGAAGUCAAAUCAGCUCCUCCCUCAAAACCACAUCCUGUUCCUCCUCUUCUAGUAGUCGUGGUCCAGGUAGACCCGUGACAGCCAUACAAUCAGAGAACUCCGGGGGCAGCGGCGGCGGCAGCAGCAGCAUCGGGGGCGUCCAUCUGGGGUCUCUGGGUAAGCCCGUGGCGGUGCGUCAGGCGGGUACCGGGCGAACCAAGAACCCCGUGGGGCGUCCCAGCAAGCAGAUGCUGAAGCUGCGAGAGGAGGCCGCUGCUGCCGCUGUCGUCCGCAAACGUAAAGCCCCGUCCCAGGAAGGGGAGCACUCAGGCCCCGACAGGAACUGCAUCCUCCUCCAGGACAGGGGCCGCCCACCUUCGGCCGCCUCUUCCUCAUCUUCUUCUAAACCCCCCAUUUCCUCGCCUCUCCCACACGGACAAACCAAUGGCACGCUUUCCCCCAGCAGCAAACCCCGCCCCCAGCCCUCCCCGUCAGAAUCCCAUUCACCAGCCGCCAAGGCGGUCUGGACCUACAGACGGACACACACCCCUCUGGGCCAUUCAUCACCCCCAGAUCUCUCCUCCGCCACCAACAACUCCCACAGCAGGGGCGGCGUGGGGGACUCAGGACUGCACGGGCCGGGCAGCGGUAGGGGCUUUGAGCACCAGGGACUUGUGAAGAAACGCAAGGGGGGAGGCAUGGAGGAGCAUUCGCCGUCAUCCAAACCCUCAGUGCACCGCCUACCCUCCUCCUCUUCCAGCUCCGCCACCUCUUCCUCCUCUCCACGCUCGAACUUUUACCCCUGGAAGGACAGCAAAGGCGGGGGGCUGGCUGGGGGCGUGGAGAAGAAACUGGGCACACAGAAGCCAAAACUGCACCAUUAAGUGUGCCUGCCUUACAAGCCACUAAGAGGGAGCCAGCUCUACUCAGUCCAAGACUGGGGCAACAGGACUCAUGUGUGUGUGCGUGUGCAAGUGUUUGAGUGUGCGUGCGUGAGUGUGCGUGCGUGUGUGCACGCUUGCAGUCAGUGCAGUAUGGAUGUCAGUUGGGUGUGUCUGUGUGAAUGUCUGAGGGAGAACUGGAUGUGGGAGGAUGGGAUGAAAUUCAGAGAAUGGAUUUAGAAAUACCUCAAGACCAUCCGGUUAUGCUGCUAAAUUAAAUAUGUUGGUUUAUAAAAAUGGAUUAAAAAUGUCCUUUACACUUGG